CGAAUCUGCUGCUUGUGAAUCUGCAGCUGAGGCGAAAGUGCUGCUCUGCCUUUGCCCUUCGCUGGGAGACUUUGCCCAGGGCUGCAGCCAUUGCACUGCUGAGGCUGAUGGCAGCAUUAAGACUGCACAGACACCUCCUGCAGCUGCCCAAGUGCAGUCCCCAAUGCUGCAGGCUCAGUAGUAGGGCUGCCCAGGCCUUCCCAGUCCUCAGGGGGGACAUUCUACCCAUCCACAAGCAUGUCUAUGAGGCCAAUUCCAGGAACAGUCACCGCUGCAGAGACAGGUACCUGGAGCUUUCGGGGAAGGUGAAGUUGGGAGGGGGCGAGAACGCCAUCUUGCGCCAUACCCAGAGGAACAAAAAGCUGCUGGUGCGGGAGAGGUUGAAACUGCUUUUGGACGAUGAAAACUUCCUUGAACUGUCUCCGUUGGGGGGUCUUGGUCUACCGUACGGUGAUGUGCCUUCUGCCGGCUGCCUUACUGGUGUCGGGAGGGUCUGUGGUAUUUGGUGCAUGUUUAUCGCUAAUGACGCCACAGUAAAAGGAGGAACUGCCUUCCCGAUCUCCGUGAAGAAGCAGCUGAGGGCCCAGGAGAUCGCCAUGCAGAACAGGCUGCCCACUGUGUACCUGGUGGAUAGCGGAGGGGCCUUUCUGCCUCUGCAGGCUCAGCUGUUCCCCGACAAGGAGCACGGCGGAAGGACGUUUUAUAACGAAGCCAUCAUGUCAGCUCUGAGAAUCCCCCAGGUGGCGGUAGUGUGCGGAUCAUGUACAGCAGGCGGAGCGUACAUUCCCACCAUGGCAGAGGAGACCAUCAUGGUGGACAGGAUUGGGACUAUAUUUUUAGCGGGACCCCCACUUGUUAAGGCUGCCACCGGGGAGGACGUAUCGGCUGAAGAACUUGGCGGAGCCAAACUUCACUCCAGAGUCAGCGGUUGUGUCGAUCAUUUUGCAGCUACAGAACCCGAAGCCUACAGCUGCGCCCGACUCAUCAUUUCUACCCUGAACUUUGACCCGCCACCCGAUGGCGCCAACGUGUUUGAAGAUCCUCUUUAUGACACUCGUGAGUUAGCGGGGCUCGCACCAAGAGAUUACAGCUGCACUCUGGACAUAAAACUGAUCCUGAGUCGCCUUGUAGACGGCAGUAAAUUUCUGGAGUUCAAAACCGAGUAUGGCACAACACUGGUGACCGGAUUUGCUUCCAUUGAACGGAAUUUGGUUGGAAUCGUGGCUAGCAAUGGUGUGCUUACUCAUGAUGCUGCACUGAAAGGAAGCCACUUUGUGCAGAUUUGUAACCAGCGUAACAUCCCUCUGCUGUUUCUUCAAAAUACAACUUCUCAGGAACCCCUUCCGCCGAGUCUGUCAAAGGCAGAAGAUUUGACAAACAGGCUAAAGGCUCAGGCCUCUAUGAUGACUUCUGUAGCUUGUGCCUCGGUGCCGAAGAUCACAGUGGUCGUUGGUGGAUGCCACGGAGGAGAAAGCUUUGCAAUGUGCGGGAGAUCAUUUGAGCCAAACUUUUUCUUCCUUUGGCCAAAUGCAAGAAUUGGUCUUGUAGACGCUGACAGUGCUCCACCUAGCAUACAGAAGGGAGACGGCUCAGAAGAUGGGGAAGAGUUCACUGCUUUAUUGUCCAGACUAAAGGAGGAAAGUUCAGCAUUUUACUCUUCAGCCAGACUCUGGGAUGACGGAGUGAUUCUUCCUGAAGACACCAGACAAGUACUCAGCAAGUGCCUUCAAAUUAUCCAUCAAAGGAAGUAUGAAAAGGCCGCCAUCCAUUCGUCUCCAUUGCUGAGAAUGUGAUACACUUUUUUGUUGUUGUAA
Messenger RNA from Nanorana parkeri, 1814 nucleotides. RefSeq names its product methylcrotonoyl-CoA carboxylase beta chain, mitochondrial-like. Gene Ontology annotation, biological process: L-leucine catabolic process. The transcript has 12 exons. The coding region runs from base 108 to 1793 and encodes 561 amino acids. Gene Ontology annotation, cellular component: methylcrotonoyl-CoA carboxylase complex; mitochondrion. NCBI's taxonomy places the organism in Eukaryota, Metazoa, Chordata, Amphibia, Anura, Dicroglossidae. The record is from RefSeq and is a predicted model, not a curated record. Gene Ontology annotation, molecular function: methylcrotonoyl-CoA carboxylase activity.